This is a messenger RNA of Perkinsus marinus ATCC 50983, 2252 nucleotides long. RefSeq lists its product as hypothetical. Lineage: Eukaryota; Perkinsozoa; Perkinsida; Perkinsidae. Bases 1 to 2178 code for a protein of 725 amino acids. The record is from RefSeq and is a predicted model, not a curated record. The transcript has 10 exons.
AUGGUGUUCGUAGAAGUAGCUGCCGUACUGGGAGGUCUCGGCGAGCUGUUUAUGUACAAUAGGGAGACCUAUCAGUACAACAGAGAGCUCAAUCAGGAGCGUAUCUUCCAGUUGCAGAAAUUAAGGGUUAACCAAGUCCAACUGUAUCGAGAGGAUCUUAGAGAUCUAUUCGAACUGACUAUUGGUAAGAUGGAUAACUACCUCGUUAUCAAUACCCUCACUCUUGGAUUCGUCAUGGGAUUCUACUACGAAGCCAAAACUCCGGAGGAAGGAUCACCGUCGUGGCUCAUCUUCCUAUGGGCCCUCAACCUGGCUAGUGCUGUCUUCUUCCUGGUCAUGUCCAUCUGGUUCUCUAUUCACGCUUCCAUUACAGCACAGACCUUCGCCGUCCGUCUGUUAACGCAGUGGAUGCGUUUGCCAGUUCCUGGCCAGGAGCAGAUUAACUCAGCCUGUGCUGACCUGAGGAACUACGAACGCAAGGGGCUCGACACUAUGUUCAGAAUACCGGUUAUGUCUAAUUACGUCCCUGUGAAGGGAGCUCGGGCGAAGGAGGAUAAUGAGCUGAGAGAAGCAGCUCCGAGGAUUCUGGGAAGCAAUACGGCUACUGAAGAUCUCGCUACGGACUAUAACAUAUUCGUGGAGCACUUCUAUUUAUUCAACCGAUUGAAGGAACAUUGGCAAGGCUUCGAUGCCUAUGCGAGAGUGUUCAUGGUCCUCGGCACCAACCAGCUCGUCAACGUGCUGUGUUACAUGGGUCUCAUGUUCUACUUCAUCGCCUACAACUUCUGGGGUCCGUGGAUCUUCAUCCUUCUCAUGUUAACAUUCAACCUCAUUCACGAGAGAAUGAAUCUUUUGUUGUCGCCUCCGGAGCAUUGGACCCUUACCUUCUUGCAAGUCGCGGGUCCUAUUCUAGCUGGCUUCGCCGCGACGUUUGACAUCACGUAUCGCAUUAGGAUGGAGAGGGGUGUCCCUGGAGAUCAUGAUGGAUGGCUAGAGACUGUUGACAUCCUUACUCCUAUCAUUUACUUCCUCCACUUCCUCUUCAUUGGAUACUUCAUAAGCUUGGGUCUCGAGCCGGACGGAGACCUUCCCACUAAAUUCUCAAUGAUCAUGUCGAUUGACGUCCUGGGCCUUGAUGAGGAGCAGAGGCAGCGAAACACGAGGCACAGAAACACCGUGACUAAGGAAGAAGUUCCGGUGUCCAAACUCAUUCCACGGACUGGCUCGGUUAAAGUAGCUGAGAUGAUUCGCAAGCAGAAGACGAGGGAACUUGGGCAGUCACUCAGUUCUAUCCCAGAGGGCUCCCAAGCCUCAUCAACAUCCUCUACUGCAGCGCCCAACGGUGGGAGUAACAGCGGCGGCUCUGAAGGGCCCCAUCGUAUUGGCCGCGGUAUCACCAUGCAAGCUGAUACCUUGGCUAUGGGUCGGGCACUGCAAGCUGAGGAGAAGCCCAGUCUGACGAAGACCUUCCGUGAGAACUCUGCCAAGGCGAAGAUACUACCCUGGAGGAUAUAUAAGGCAGGUGGUGCAGUUGUUGCCGCCCUUUGGCUCUUUGGAGUUGGGUAUACUUGUGCUGUAGCCGCUGGUGCUACAGAGUGGGGUUGGAACAAUAAGGCUGGCCUCGUUGAGGAAGGUGGGGAAGAGCACCGAAGGUUGUUGGAGGAGUCCUGUACGACUUUCCAGAGUAGCCGACUAAACCUUUUGGAGCCUGGCCCGUUCUUCUACCCUACUACAGUAGAUGUGGUGGAGUCGAGCUUGGUACUGGGAGAUGAGUUCAAUAACAGAUGGUCAUUCCCUGCUAUUGGUGGUCGAAUGCAUGAGGAGCCUGUGAGUGCUGCUGUUCAAAACGUGAAGUACUCAGUGAAGAGCGGCAAGGUGUAUCGUAGUGUUAACGGCGUGAGGAUGUCCGAGUUGCACGUCCCCUAUGGUCUAGUGUCCGGGAGAGCAGUGGGAGCUUGUGGGGCCUCUGAUGGGGCAGCAGCUGUGGUAACGGACAAGGGAGAGCUCCUUACAUGGACGAGCCGAGGUAUGUGGUCCGGAGCAUCCAACUUCACUGGACCGAUAUCUAGUGACAAUCUGGACGUGAAGGACUGUGCGUAUCGAGAUGAAGAUCUGCUGGUCUUGGGUAAUGAUGGCAGCACAGGAGAGGCGCAAGUUUGGGUCGCUAGUCGCGGUUAACGUUAGAGCCUCUAUGAGGCCUUUGAACGAUUGCUCUAAGUGAAGAUCAGUGACUCUUAUGAGUAGUGUCCUAU